Molecule: messenger RNA, 5910 nt
Organism: Carica papaya (papaya)
Lineage: Eukaryota; Viridiplantae; Streptophyta; Magnoliopsida; Brassicales; Caricaceae
Source: RefSeq, a predicted model, not a curated record
UACAUUUGGCGCCCGUCUUGCUGUCGUUUGCUUGUCUCCCUCCCCUAAAGCUUACUACUUUUUUACUUGUUAACUUCCCUCUUCUUCCUUCUCUGUUUACCCACUUGAACUUGCUUACAUGUGUAGUCAUUUUUAUAUAUGUUCAUGCAUGAAGUCAUGGAGUUUUCACUCUUUUUCUCUCUCUCUCUCUUGUUAGGAAUGUUCCAGCAACUGGGGAAAUGAGUUAUCUCGACUUAUGUUUCUUUCUUAUAUAGCUUGUUCUUGAAGCUGUUGGGUCAUGUUUUUGUCCUUCUCUACCAACUGAUUGUUUGAUAAGCUAGCUUAGGAAAAGUAAAAAAGAUGGCGCAUAGAAGAGGGUCUGAUCAGUCGCCCCCGAGGCGGAUUAUGAGGACUCAAACUGCUGGUAAUCUAGGAGAGAACAUGUUGGAUAGUGAGGUGGUGCCUUCUUCUCUUGUCAAGAUUGCUCCGAUUCUUCGUGUUGCCAAUGAAGUUGAGGGUAGCAACCCCAGAGUUGCUUAUCUCUGUCGCUUCUACGCAUUUGAAAAAGCUCACAGGCUAGAUCCAACAUCUAGCGGGCGUGGGGUUCGACAAUUUAAGACUGCACUUCUUCAACGUCUAGAAAGGGAAAACACGACAACAUUGGCAGGAAGGAGAAAAAGCGAUGCUCGUGAAAUGCAGGAUUUUUAUCAGCAGUACUACAAGAAGUAUAUCGAAGCUUUGCAAAAUGUGGCUGAUAAAGCUGACCGUGCUCAACUUACAAAAGCAUACCAAACGGCUGCUGUCCUUUAUGAAGUCUUGAAGGCCGUGAGUCAGACAGAGGAAGUGGAGGUGGCUGAUGAGAUUUUGGAAGCUCACACUAAAGUUGCAGAAAAGACACAGAUAUAUGUACCAUAUAAUAUUCUUCCUCUUGAUCCUGAUAGUCAAAAUCAGGCUAUAAUGAGAUACCCUGAGAUAAAAGCUGCUGUCUCUGCACUUCGUAAUACCAGGGGUUUACCAUGGCCACAUGGCCACAAGAAGAAACCAGAUGAGGACAUUCUAGACUGGCUCCGGAUUAUGUUUGGUUUUCAGAAAGAUAAUGUAGCAAAUCAAAGGGAGCAUUUGAUUCUAUUGCUUGCAAAUGUUCAUAUUCGGCAAUUUCCAAGGCCCGAUCAGCCACCCAAGUUGGAUGAUAAAGCCUUGACGGAUGUUAUGAAGAAACUUUUCAAGAACUACAAGAAAUGGUGCAAAUAUUUGGGUCGCAAAAGUAGCCUUUGGUUGCCAACCAUUCAACAGGAAGUGCAACAACGGAAGUUACUAUACAUGGGUCUGUAUCUUCUGAUAUGGGGAGAAGCUGCAAACUUAAGAUUCAUGCCUGAAUGCCUUUGCUAUAUUUAUCAUCACAUGGCAUUUGAAUUAUAUGGUAUGUUGGCUGGAAGUGUCAGUCCAAUGACAGGUGAGCAUGUAAAACCCGCCUAUGGUGGCGAAGAGGAGGCUUUCUUGAGGAAAGUAGUGACUCCAAUAUAUGAAACAAUAGCAAAGGAAGCCAUACGGAGCAGUGGAAAGUCGAAGCAUUCACAAUGGAGAAAUUAUGAUGAUUUAAAUGAAUACUUCUGGUCAAUUGAAUGUUUUCGUUUAGGUUGGCCGAUGCGUGCUGAUGCUGAUUUCUUUUGCCAGCCUGUUGAUAAGCUGAAAUAUGACAAAGAUGAGAAACCAGCUUAUCGAGAUCGGUGGAUUGGGAAAGUUAAUUUUGUUGAAAUACGCACCUUUUGGCAUAUUUUCAGAAGCUUUGAUAGAAUGUGGACUUUUUAUAUUUUGUGUUUACAGGCAAUGAUCAUUAUUGCUUGGAAUGGAUCUGGGGAAUUAAGUUCCAUACUUGAUGGUGAUGUUUUCAAAAUGGUUCUCAGCAUCUUCAUAACUGCAGCUAUAUUGAAGCUUGGACAAGCUGUCCUUGAUAUAAUUCUUAGUUGGAAAGCAAGGCGGAGCAUGUCAUUGUAUGUGAAGCUAAGAUAUAUUUUGAAGGCUCUUUCGGCGGCCGCAUGGGUUAUAAUUCUACCAGUAACUUAUGCAUAUAGUUGGAAAAAUCCUCCUGGAUUUGCCCAGACCAUUAGAAGUUGGUUUGGAAAUAGCCUAAGUUCACCCUCCUUGUUCAUUUUGGCCAUCCUCAUCUACUUAUCGCCAAACAUGCUCUCUGCAAUAUUGUUUAUGUUCCCCUUCAUUCGACGGUUUCUUGAAAGGUCAAACUAUAAGAUUGUGAUGCUCAUGAUGUGGUGGUCUCAGCCUCGGCUCUAUGUUGGAAGGGGAAUGCAUGAGAGCUCAUUGUCACUUUUCAAGUACACCAUGUUUUGGGUCGUCCUUAUGGUAGCAAAGUUAGCAUUCAGCUUUUAUGUUGAGAUUAAGCCUCUUGUGCGCCCAACAAAAGAAAUCAUGCGAGUUCACAUAAAAACCUAUAAGUGGCAUGAGUUCUUCCCUCGAGCCAAGAACAACAUUGGCGUUGUCAUUGCUCUCUGGGCUCCUAUAAUUCUGGUUUAUUUUAUGGAUACUCAAAUUUGGUAUGCUAUAUUUUCCACUAUGGUUGGAGGUAUAUAUGGUGCUUUUCGUCGUCUUGGAGAGAUAAGAACAUUGGGAAUGUUGAGGUAUCGAUUUCAAUCACUACCAGGUGCCUUCAAUGCCUGCCUGGUUCCAGCAGGAAAGGAUGAGAAGACAAAGAAAAAAGGACUUAAAGCAACUUUCUCUAGCAAAUUUGAGCAGAUCCCAUCUAGUAAAGAUAAGGAGGCAGCAAGGUUUUCCCAGAUGUGGAAUCUAAUAAUCAGUAGUUUCAGAGAGGAGGAUCUAAUUAGCAAUCGGGAAAUGGACCUCUUGCUUGUCCCAUAUUGGACUGACCCAGAUUUGGACCUUAUCCGGUGGCCACCUUUUUUACUUGCAAGCAAGAUUCCUAUAGCAUUGGAUAUGGCAGAGCAUAGCAAUAAAAAGGACCGUGAGCUGAAGAAGAGAUUGAAUGCUGAUAAUUAUAUGCGUUGUGCAGUUCAAGAGUGUUAUGCUUCUUUUAAGAAUUAUUUUUCGAAUAGAGGCAAUAACUCCUCAAUAAUAUGUUUUUCUUUUUGUUCUUUUAGGGUCCUAACUCCUUACUAUGAAGAGGAUGUUCUUUUCUCAAUAAAUGGCCUGGAAAAACCAAAUGAAGAUGGAGUUUCUAUCCUUUUCUACUUACAAAAGAUCUUUCCAGAUGAAUGGAAAAACUUUCUUCAACGUGUUGAGUGUAGUAGUGAGGAAGAACUCAGAGCGAGAGAAGAUCUUGAAGACAAGCUUCGACUAUGGGCAUCAUAUAGAGGCCAAACAUUGACCAAAACCGUGCGGGGCAUGAUGUAUUACCGAAAAGCUUUGGAGCUUCAGGCCUUCCUUGAUAUGGCAAAAGAUGAAGAUUUAAUGAAUGGUUACAAGGCUGCUGAGUUAAACAGUGAGGAACAGUUGAGGAGUGAAAGAUCACUCUGGGUGCAGUGUCAGGCAGUAGCUGAUAUGAAGUUCACUUAUGUGGUCUCGUGUCAAAAGUAUGGGAUUCAUAAACGGUCUGGUGAUGCUCGUGCAAAAGAUAUUCUGGGGCUUAUGACAACGUAUCCAUCUCUUCGCGUGGCUUACAUCGAUGAGGUUGAGGAAGCUAGUAAAGAUAAAUCUAAAAAGACUGUUCAGAAGGUUUAUUAUUCAGCUCUUGUGAAAGCUUCUGUGCCAACUAAACUCAUGGAUUCUUCUGAGCCUGUUCAAUCUUUAGACCAGGUUAUCUACCGUAUAAAGCUUCCAGGACCUGCAAUACUGGGAGAAGGGAAACCAGAAAAUCAGAAUCAUGCUAUUAUUUUCACACGUGGUGAAGGUUUACAAACAAUAGACAUGAAUCAGGAUAACUAUAUGGAAGAAGCUUUCAAAAUGAGGAACUUGCUGCAAGAAUUUGUUAAACAUCAUGGUGUUAGACCACCAACGUUACUUGGAUUUCGGGAGCACAUAUUCACCGGCAGUGUUUCAUCUCUUGCAUGGUUUAUGUCAAAUCAGGAGAAUAGUUUUGUAACUAUUGGGCAGAGAGUGCUGGCUAACCCAUUGAAAGUCCGGUUCCACUAUGGUCACCCAGAUGUGUUUGAUAGACUAUUCCAUCUUACAAGAGGUGGUGUCAGCAAAGCUUCUAAAGUCAUCAACUUAAGUGAAGAUAUAUUUGCAGGUUUCAAUUCUACCUUACGCGAAGGCAACGUCACUCAUCACGAAUAUAUACAAGUUGGUAAAGGGAGAGACGUGGGCCUUAACCAGAUAUCAGUGUUCGAGGCCAAGAUAGCCAAUGGAAAUGGUGAGCAGACACUGAGUCGGGACAUUUACAGGCUGGGGCAUCGAUUUGAUUUCUUUAGGAUGCUUUCAUGCUAUUACACCACAGUUGGGUUCUAUUUCAGUACUCUGCUAACUGUACUUACAGUCUACGUAUUCCUUUAUGGCCGAUUAUAUCUAGUUUUGAGUGGACUUGAAGAGGGAUUGAGUAACGAGCGUGCUAUUCGUGACAACAAAGCUCUUCAAGCUGCUCUUGCUUCUCAAUCUGUUGUGCAGAUCGGGUUCUUGAUGGCCUUGCCUAUGAUGAUGGAAAUUGGUCUUGAGAGGGGCUUUCGUAGUGCACUAAGUGAUUUUAUACUAAUGCAACUACAGUUGGCUCCUGUGUUUUUCACAUUUUCUCUGGGAACAAAAACACACUACUACGGAAGGACAUUACUCCAUGGGGGUGCACAGUACAGAGGAACAGGCCGUGGUUUCGUGGUGUUUCAUGCAAAGUUUGCUGAUAACUAUAGGUUCUACUCCCGUAGCCAUUUCGUGAAGGGAAUUGAACUGCUGAUUCUCCUUGUUGUGUACCAUAUAUUUGGCCAUUCAUAUAGAAGUGCAAUUGUAUAUCUGCUAAUAACAGCAACAAUAUGGUUUAUGGUAGGGACAUGGCUUUUUGCACCUUUCCUCUUCAACCCGUCAGGUUUCGAGUGGCAAAAGAUUGUCGAUGACUGGACAGACUGGAAUAAGUGGAUAAACAACCGGGGUGGAAUUGGUGUACCUCCAGAAAAGAGCUGGGAAUCUUGGUGGGAAAAGGAACAACAGCAUCUUCGAUACUCUGGACUUCGUGGCAUCACAACCGAGAUAUUGCUAGCAUUCCGCUUCUUCAUCUAUCAAUAUGGCCUUGUAUAUCAUCUAAAUAUUACUAAGAAUACUCAAAGUUUUCUGGUUUAUGGAGCUUCAUGGGUUGUGAUUAUGUUAAUAUUACUUCUUAUGAAGGCGGUAUCUGUAGGCAGACGGAAAUUCAGCGCAAACUUUCAGCUUCUUUUUCGAUUGAUUAAGGGUCUAAUAUUCCUGACUUUUUUAUCCGUUUUCAUCACUCUAAUAGUAGUGCUGAAUAUGACCCUGAGAGACAUCAUAGUCUGCAUCCUUGCUUUCAUGCCAACAGGAUGGGGCCUGCUGCUGAUUGCACAAGCUUGCAAGCCUCUGAUACAGCGAGCUGGAUUCUGGGGAUCGAUUAUGACACUUGCUCGGGGUUAUGAGAUAGUAAUGGGAUUGCUUUUGUUCACGCCAGUAGCCUUCCUGGCUUGGUUCCCGUUUGUAUCAGAAUUCCAGACACGAAUGCUCUUCAACCAAGCAUUCAGCAGAGGUUUGCAGAUAUCGCGUAUUCUUGGGGGACAGAGGAAAGACCGGUCCUCCAAGAGUAAGGAGUGAAUGCUUCUCGAGCAAGUAACCUUCGUUUUCGGAUUUGUACAUGGAUUCAAUCUUUCUUUUUUUUUCUUUUUAACACUCAUCAUCCUCUCCAUGGCAUGUAGGGAAAAUGUUUAUAGCAAUACAUAUGUAUAUAGGUUUAGAUAUUGCAUUGAAUGGAUAGAAGCUGUAUCUUGCUGAGAUUAUUAUAGAAGUGAAAAUUAAAUAAUGUUUUUGAGACCA